Molecule: messenger RNA, 2737 nt
Organism: Nannospalax galili (Upper Galilee mountains blind mole rat)
Lineage: Eukaryota; Metazoa; Chordata; Mammalia; Rodentia; Spalacidae
Gene: Sh3yl1
Product: SH3 and SYLF domain containing 1
Exons: 10
Coding region: 37-1059 (340 amino acids)
Cellular component (GO): ruffle membrane
Molecular function (GO): protein binding; phosphatidylinositol binding
Source: RefSeq, a predicted model, not a curated record
UGCGGAGCUCCGGCGGGGAGCUGAGCGGCGGGCAUCAUGAAUAACCCUAUACCUUCCAAUCUGAAGUCAGAAGCAAAGAAGGCAGCCAAAAUAUUAAGAGAAUUCACAGAAAUUACUUCCAGAAAUGGACCUGAUAAGAUCAUUCCUGCCCAUGUGAUUGCAAAGGCAAAAGGCCUCGCAGUUUUGUCUGUGAUUAAAGCUGGGUUUCUGGUGACAGCCAGGGGAGGCAGUGGAAUUGUCCUGGCACGUCUUCCAGAUGGAAAAUGGUCUGCACCUUCAGCCAUUGGGAUAGCUGGGCUUGGUGGAGGAUUUGAAAUCGGAAUAGAGGUAUCAGAUUUGGUGAUAAUUUUGAAUUAUGAUCGAGCAGUAGAAGCCUUUGCAAAGGGUGGAAACCUGACACUUGGCGGGAAUUUUACUGUAGCAGUUGGGCCCUUGGGCAGGAAUCUGGAAGGAAACGUUGCACUGAGGAGCUCUGCAGCUGUCUUCACCUACUGCAAAUCUCGAGGACUCUUUGCUGGCAUUUCCCUGGAAGGGAGCUGUUUGAUUGAAAGGAAGGAAACUAAUCGGAAAUUUUACUGUCAAGACCUCCGAGCUUAUGACAUUUUAUUUGGAGAUGUGCCGCGGCCUGCUCAAGCAGAAGAUCUUUAUGAAAUUCUUGAUUCCUUUACUGAAAAAUAUGAAAAUGAAGGACAACGCAUCAAUGCAAGGAGAGCAGCACGGGAGCAGAGGAAGGCUAAAGAAUUACCUCCAAAACCAUCAUCAAGACCACAGCAAUCACCAGCACCUAUGCAACUAAAUGCUGACUCCCAGAGUAAUGGAAAUGAAUAUAAGCUAUAUCCUGAGCUUUCUAGCUAUCAUGAAAGAGCUGGUGGUUCAAAUCAGCCAGUAGAAGUGACAGCACUGUACUCUUUUGAAGGGCAACAGCCAGGGGACCUGAAGUUUCAAGCUGGAGACAGAAUCACAGUUAUAUCAAAGACUGAUUCACAUUUUGACUGGUGGGAAGGAAAACUUCGAGGUCAAACUGGAAUUUUUCCAGCCAAUUAUGUAACCAUGAAUUAAAGUUUAUGUUAUUUUGUUAUUUAAUGAUUACACAAAAAUAUUUCCAUACUGGUAAGAUUCGCUAUCUAGUUAAACAUUAACAUGUUUAGACAUGACCCUGCUCUGCAAACUUUUUAUCCAGUUAUAAAAGAUUUUUCUCUGCAUAUAAAUGGUUACCAUAACAUGCUUUUAAGCACUUUGUAUUAAUUUCAACACUAACUAUUUAGCAGUUAUCAUCUAAAAUGCUUAUGGUUGUGGGUCUUUUGUGUUCAUCAGAUGUCAUGUAACUCUUUAAUCAGACUAUGUGUGACAUCAGUGUUUUAAUACUGACAAAUCAUACCUGCGGAGCACUGCUCAUUUUCACAUGAAUAGGGACCAACCUUUGAACAUCUGAGUGUGGGUAGAGUUUCACUCUUUUCGUUUAAUAAGGUUUAGGUUAUUAAGUGAGCUCAUGAACAUGAAGACGGAAGGAUCUCACAGAGCAAAGGGGGCUCCGAAGCCACAUCUGUGUCUCCCACCCUGCUGUGUUUUACUCCCCAUUCUCUUCUAAGACAGCCAUGGACACUGGAAUUUCUCUUCCCCGGGAAGUGCCAUCGAAGCUAGAACUGCCCUUUUUCUCAAAGCAAGUCUUCAUGCUUAGAAAUAUUCAUCGUCCCCAUUCUGCCACCUCUCUGUCUUGGACCACAAAGAAAUUCUCUGAGGCACUUUGAUAGAUCACAAGACCUACUCCAGAAGGGUACUGCCCACACUGGGCACAAAGGCCAGGAAGCAUUCUGUAAUGGCUUUUUGCCAGUUGUAUCAUGUACUGCUGUCCGUUUAUCCUAGAACCUAAGUAUAAAUCAAUCUAAAGGCUCCUAUGUCCCAUAAAAUGAUGAUCAAAAACAUCUGUUAAGUUUUUCUCCUGUUAACUUGCCUUUGAGAAUGGGGUAUCAUUGUGAUACUAUGUAGUUGGCAGGAAGUGGGUCAGUCCCUUUCUUCCCCUGCAGUGGCCAGGGUCAUCUUUUUACAUGGCACAGUAAAUAUUUGUCCUGUACAAGAGCUUACACACUGUGGUUGAUAUGUAAACUUGAGACUAACCUCCAUGAUUAAUCUUAAACAAUUUACCCAACCUCUAUUCCUCAGUUUCUCUACCUCUAAUGAUGUAUAAACUGUUUAAAUCAGUGCUGAGCAUGUAAAGAGAUCAGUAAACAUUAACAGUUAUUGUUGCAUUUCAUUACAUCAGGAAGAACCCUGUUUUUUCAACUCAUCACUUGAACUGCUCGUGUAACUAAGACACUAAAAGGGAAGAAGCCUCAUUCUGCAUUGCCUAUGUGUUCAGGUACCGAGGUGGCUCCCUGGCACAGACAGUGCAAUGCUGAAGAUGCCUCCUGAUGCCAGAUCCUACCAAGCCUGCUGUCUUCAUUCUCUAAGAUCCUCCUUUACCUGUACAAUGAGGCAGAUGUCUGUCCCAUCCUUUCCUUCAAGGUAGAAGUUCUCAGAUCACUGCUUUACCUGCUGAGUCCUGACUUGGAAGCUUAGAUCUUAAAGACAUGCAUGGCAGGGAGGAUGGUAUAUCAAAGCUGCAGGAAAUGUUCACUGUAUUCUCAAGUUUCCCUCCUUAACAGGUCAAGUAGAGACAUGGGCAGAGACCUUUGGGUUGGCCCAUAUGUACUUUAAAAUCACCUGUUUUGUUCAAAAACAACUGAAUGAGGCUAACCUA